This is a messenger RNA of Gracilinanus agilis (Agile Gracile Mouse Opossum), 1572 nucleotides long. RefSeq names its product coiled-coil domain containing 149 (gene CCDC149). Lineage: Eukaryota; Metazoa; Chordata; Mammalia; Didelphimorphia; Didelphidae. Bases 16 to 1392 code for a protein of 458 amino acids. The transcript has 11 exons. The record is from RefSeq and is a predicted model, not a curated record.
GACCAGUACAAACUCAUGGCCAAUCAGCUUCGGGAGCGGCACCAGUCCCUGAAAAAGAAAUAUCGAGAGCUGAUUGAUGGAGACCCAUCAAUUCCACCUGAAAGGAGGAAGCAGCUCCUAAGGAUGACGAUAGCAAAACAGAGACUAGGUGAUGAAGAAAUUGGAGCCCGCCAUUUUGCAGCCCAUGAACGAGAAGACCUGGUUCAGCAGCUAGAGAGAGCUCGGGAACAGAUCGAAUCCCUGGAGCAUGACCUACAAGCCUCUGUGGAUGAGUUGCAGGACAUUAAAGAGGAACGUUCUUCCUACCAGGAUAAAGUGGACAGGCUGAACCAGGAGCUCAAUCAUAUCCUGGGUGGUCAUGAGAACCGCAUCAUUGAUGUGGACGCCCUCUGCAUGGAGAACAGAUACCUCCAAGAGAGAUUAAAGCAGCUUCAUGAAGAGGUCAGCCUACUUAAAUCUAAUAUUGCCAAAUAUAAGAAUGCCCUGGAGAGACGGAAAAACUCCAAAAGCCAGGGCAGAUCCAGCAACAGCAGCAGCAGUGCCUUAACUGGAGUCCUGUCUGCAAAGCAAGUUCAAGAUUUAUUAUCUGAGGAUCAUGGAUGUAGUCUUCCAGCAACACCACAGUCCAUUUCAGAUCUGAAAUCUCUAGCUACUGCCCUGUUAGAGACAAUCCACGAGAAAAACAUGGUUAUUCAACACCAAAGGCAGACCAACAAAAUCCUAGGUAACCGAGUGGCAGAGCUGGAGAAAAAAUUGAGAACUUUGGAAGUAUCGGGUUUGUGGAGUCUCCCGGGCCUGAGCUACAAUGUUUCAGUGGGAUUCAGGAGAGGCAAGGACACCAUAACUUUCAAUGAUUCCACUCUUCCAGUCAUGCAGAGGUCAAGAUCCCCUCUGCUGAAAUUCCUAGAUCAGCGAGAAGAAAACAAAAUAUAUACUAAAGAUGGGGAGCAGAAGGAAGGAGAUGAAAGUUCUUCUGUUGCUGUGGCAUUGACAGCUCCUGAGGAGGCUGCAGCCCAGUUCUCUGACAAUUCCCCAGCCAAGCCCAAGCACGGGAACCAACGCAAGCACUUUCAUCCCUCAUUACCCCAGCUACCUUCUGAGGAAGAAGAAAUAAACAGGCUUGGAAGUGAAAUCAUUAAACUGACAGAGGAACAGGCAGCUGAAGAACUAGAAGGGACCAGAAAAGGGAGUUCUCAAGAGGACCCAAGGAAAGGGACCGGUCCAUCUCACAUCAGGGGGAUGCCCAAGGUAGAGUCUCCUUUGUCUAGCCCUGAUCCCUUUGGUUCCAGCGAGUCCUUGGGUUUGGGGAAAGAACAAGCCCCCGAAGGCUGUGACCUGGAAGAGGAGAAAGCUAUCCCAGAGGAGAGCUGCUCAGGCAUCAUGAAGACAUGAAGGAUAAAGGGAUUGAAAAUUGGAACACAUGGAAGGCGCAAGAGAUGAUAAGAAUUAAGCCACAGAACAACACAUUAGAAGUAACUCUCUCCUCAAAUAUUCCCUAGUCUGGGACUCAGAAAAUCCUCUGAUCCUGUUGCAAACUGUAGGUAUUUUGAUGACAGUACAGCUUGAUUUAUU